This is a messenger RNA of Saccostrea echinata, 2716 nucleotides long. RefSeq names its product ankyrin repeat domain-containing protein 17-like. Gene Ontology annotation, molecular function: protein binding. The coding region runs from base 42 to 2483 and encodes 813 amino acids. The transcript has a single exon. The record is from RefSeq and is a predicted model, not a curated record. NCBI's taxonomy places the organism in Eukaryota, Metazoa, Mollusca, Bivalvia, Ostreida, Ostreidae.
GUGAACAACAGCAUAAGAAUGUUGCAGUAGGUGGUGAAAGCAUGGACAGAAUGGAAACAUUUGAUCUCUGUGUCAGGUUAAGGGAAGAUCUGUUUUCAAUGUUAGCAGAGCGUUUGUACAGAGAUAUAGAAGAUAUGGAAUUGUAUGACGUUUUUAGGAAUGAUACGUUGAAAGAGACUAUGAUUUGUCAAGAGUUACUUAAGGUAUUAAUGACAAAGUCUUACACAGAGCUGAAAUCUUUAUUUCUAUCAGUACAGAAAGACGUUUCUAAGGUCGCGAGAAAUGGAGAACGUGUGAAGAAUGAGAAUGAGGAGAGGGGGAAGAUUAUUAGAGACCCGCGCAGGCAGGAGGUGCUAGCUGAUGAGAAACAUAUAAGAGUUAUCAGUUGGGUUGUUUACUAUGGACAUAGUCGGAUUCUACAGUAUAUUUUAGAUCAAACAGAACUACACAAUGAAACAAAGACUGAAUUAUUUAAGAAUUGCUUUAAUGCUAAUUUCACCUAUUUCACAAAUGAUGGGGAAAACAAUCAGUGUGUACCAGAAAUGUACCACUUGUUAGUACUGAGUUGUUACAGUGGUGAUUUAGAGACUGUUAAAAUAUUUAUCAAAUAUUUCAAUACAAAUGCAAUGAACAUAAACAUGUUAAAUUUAUACUUUGAUAAUAUAUUUAUUGACACAUCACUUACUGCAGCAUGUGCAUGUGGAUAUUUGAGUAUAGUAAAAGAACUGCUACAGGCAGGGGCUGAUGUCAAUAUACAAGGUCAGAAUGAUACGCCACUAACAGCAGCAUGUGGGGCUGGACAUAAUACUAUCUUGAAGGAGCUACUAGAGGCAGGAGCUGAUAUCAACCUACAAGGUAAAUAUCAUUCACCUCUGACAGCAGCUUGUGAGGGUGGGCAUAUGAGUGUAAUGGAAAAGCUAUUGCAGAAAGGUGUGGAUGUCAAUUUACAGGGUUUCUAUGAUACACCACUGACAGCAGCAUGCUUUAAUGGACAUUUGAGUGUAGUGAAGAAGCUGCUAGAGGCAGAGGCUGAUGUCAAUCUACAAGGUAUAUAUCAUUCACCACUGAUAGCUGCAUGUAAGAGUGGACAUAUGAGUGUAGUGAAAGAGCUGAUAAAGGCUAAUGUUGAUGUCAAUCUAAAGGGAGAGGAUGAUACACCACUGAUAGCAGCAUGUAAGGGUGGACAUAUAGGUGUAGUGAAGGAACUGCUAGGGUCGGGAGCUGAUGUCAAUCCACAAGAUAUAUUUGAAACACCACUCACAGCAGCAUGUGAAGGUGGACAUUUGGAUUUAGUUAAAGAACUGCUAAAGACUAGAGCUUAUGUCAAUCCACAAGGUACAUAUGACACACCACUGACAGCAGCAUGUAGAGAGGGGCAUACAAGUGUAGUGAAGGAACUGCUACAUAAUGGGGCUGAUGUCAAUCUGCGAAGUGAGAAUGAUACACCACUCAGAGCGGCAUGUGCAACUGGAGAGAUGCAUCUUGUAAAAGAAUUGCUGGAGGCGGGAGCGGUUGUCAAUCCGGAAGGUAUAUUUGAAACACCACUGAUAGCAGCAUGUGAAGGUGGACAUGAGGAUAUUGUGAAGGUCCUGCUAGAGGCAGGAGCUAGUGUAAAUAUGCUGGACUCAGAAGGAAGAACUCCUUUAUAUGCAUUUGUUUUCAAUAAUACUGAAAGGCUCAUAGCUGUUGUACAGACGCUGCAUAAUUUUGGUGCAGACGCAACUAUCAGUGGAAAUGAAGGUUUUUCAGCAUUGUACAUUGCAUUAGUUCAAAUCAAAAUUGAUGUUGUAAAACAUUUGUUACAAACUGAAACUGGAACUCAGUUGAAUACACUGAAGCGACAUUUAUUUGAAUGUUUGGUAAACAUAAGGCACAGUGACGUGAUAACUGAUAGUAAAGAUGAUGUAGUGAGGACGCAGAAACGUGUGUGGCAUAUGGAUACAUGGGGGGAUUUUUAUCAAACAGUUGGAAAUGGAAAAUGUGACAUACUGAAACAUAUCUUAUGUUUGGGUAUGGAUUCCAAUCAGUGUAUUCAGCUGAGCUCUAAUGAUAUUAAAUCUAAUGAGAGACCUUUGCUAUUUAUUCUUAUUGAUGAGGGAGAUAUCGAUGAUAGAGAAGAGAAAGUAAGGAUCCUUCUGGAGGCAGGGGUGGAUGUCAAUAUCAGGGUUGAGUAUAGAGUGUAUGACACUGCUUUAGACAGAGAACAUGUGUCUGGUGAGUCUAUGGAUACGUCUAGUGAUAAGUCUAGUGAUGACGAACAGGACGAAGGAACAGAGUCUGUGUGUAUGAAGUCGAUUGAUGAGGAAGAGAAACAAGACUUUGAUACAAAGUCUGUAUUGAAAAGGGAGAAAGUGUCUGUUCUGGAGAGGACAAGACGAAUGAUAAAUGAGUUCAGAAAGGACUGGUGGCAGGAAAGUAAGGUUUCUGAGUACAAGAGAGUGCUAAUUGAGAUAAAGAAACGUAUAAGACGAUACUCUGUAUGACAAGAGUGUAAAAUGUUAAAUACACUGAACAUAUAUGUACUUUAAAAUAUAACAUUGGUGUUAUAUAUGCAUUGAUCUGGAGUUCUAUAUUGUAAAGAUUACAUAUGUAUCUCCAACAAAAGUUAAACAAUGUUUACAAUUAAUUCUGACAGCUGCUAAUUGGCAGCCCGUAGUUGUUUAUAUUGAAAGCACUGACUCUGCUUUAUAUUUGAAAGUCUGUGAAACUCUUGUGU